GUUUAACGGUCACUUUGUAUGUUGAAAAGAUAAAAGCACAAGCUUAUUAAUAAUGAGAAUGAGAACCCGUCUGAAAAUUAUGAAUGCAAAUUUAAUGAAUCCCCAUAAAGGCUUCAUUAAGAAAGAAGAGCACAAUAAUGCUUAGAAUAAAUCAGUUCUUAAUUCCUCCUAUCUAACACCUUUGAUGUAUAUGCUGGUUGGAAUGAAAAAGAAGAGAAGCCUUAUAAAAACUAUUAUAGACCAGUUUAGUCUUAAAAAUCUACUUUGGACUCAUCCUUCAGAGUGAGGAGUCAAAUAAGAACUGCCACUCCUAAUCAACGAAGAUCAAAACGAACUCAAUCUCACAUGAAAGAAACUAAAAUUUUAUUAGACAUCUGUCCAAAGUAGUGUUUUAAUUAUCCAUUACCUGCCUUCAAAACUAAAUAAUUCUCAUAAAAAGAAUAAAUUAAAUAUUUUCAAGGAUUUUAUGAAAGAGAUAAUAAAUCAUAUGAUUGGAUGAAUAAUCUGCUUUAAGUUAGAAAAAUUAAAAUGUGAUAUAUAUAUUUAAAUACGC
Molecule: messenger RNA, 553 nt
Organism: Paramecium octaurelia
Lineage: Eukaryota; Ciliophora; Oligohymenophorea; Peniculida; Parameciidae
Source: the annotation of a GenBank genome assembly